This is a messenger RNA of Osmia bicornis bicornis, 801 nucleotides long. RefSeq names its product mitotic spindle assembly checkpoint protein MAD2B (gene PolZ2). Gene Ontology annotation, cellular component: zeta DNA polymerase complex. The transcript has 4 exons. Bases 147 to 773 code for a protein of 208 amino acids. The record is from RefSeq and is a predicted model, not a curated record. NCBI's taxonomy places the organism in Eukaryota, Metazoa, Arthropoda, Insecta, Hymenoptera, Megachilidae.
CCGCAGUAAACGUUGCAACGUUCUAUUCUUUCCCUAUACCAUUAUUCGAAAGUAACGGGACCUUAUCACAUUUGCGAAUUAUACUGAUUACAGGAUGUACCAUGUUCAUAUUAUCAUAAUCUAAUACAUAUAUAUAUUUGGAAAACAUGUCUGAAGAUAAAAUAGUUUGCAAUGAUAUUCUAUUGGAGUUUCUGGAAGUAGCAUUCAAUCACAUCUUAUUCUUUAGAAAUUUAUAUCCCAAGGAAAUCUUUACGAAGAAGAAAAUAUAUAGUAUCACAGUAUACGUAUCUGAGCAUCCAGAACUUAAUGAAUACUUGAAAAAUGUUCUAAAUGCAAUAAGAGAAUUAAUAAAAGAAGAUGAAAACAGUGUAAAGGCAGUGUACCUUGUUUUUUAUAACAAAAAUAAGCAACCAAUCGAGAAGUUUGUUUUUGAUCUUGUUAAAUUGCAAGCAAAUAGCACAGAGAAAGAUCCAUAUUACUUGAAAACAGAAGAAGCUCUCAGAACAAUCUGUUUAAAGCUUUCUAUGUGUGAGGCAUAUUUAAAACCAUUACCAGAAGAUUCAACCUUUUCCAUUGAAAUAAAAACAUAUGAAACUGCACAUGUAGCUCUAAAUGAAAAUCCAUAUUGCGAAGAUUUCCCAUGGAUUAUUGACGAAGACGCUCUUGAAAUGACUGAGAAAACUUUACUUCCAUUGAAAACUAUUAAAACAGAUUGCUUAAAUUUACAGAUGUAUGUUUUGGAAAGUCAAAAUAGUAAAGUUGAAGAUCAAUAAAGUGUUAACGAAGUAUCAUUUCUAGAAA